GGCCGACUCCUUUUUUUCUGCUGCGUAGCCUGCGUUAACUUGUUAAGUAGAUAGUAUUUUCUUUACGCGCCCUGCGAUUCGUCCAGCGCCCUGGUCCAUGUCGACGGGCUUAGCUCCAGCUCCAUGUUUAUUAAUGGUUAAUGGGCGCGCGUUGGGGGGGCGGGCGGCGGUGGUGGCACUCGAUCUCAUCCCUUCGACGGAGCAUCUCUGGUUGAGCCUGCUGCGUGGGAAAUGCUGGAUGGCCAUGCUGAGCAGUAUUGUUCAUGUAUGUACGGAGCAAUUGCUGGGAAUAAUCCGUCCGCAUUUCCGCUUGUCCGCCGUCUCUCCUCUCCUCUCCUCUCCUCUCCUCUCCUCUAGACUCCUUGUCUUCAUUACAAGGAACUCGACCCUAGGAAUAGUCAUCAGGACCCAAUAAUACCACGCAGAAUACCACAGUGGUAAGUUAGCAACCCAACUACCCCUCGCCCCGUAACUGUAAGAGGCAAUGCGGCGUGCCCCAGAGUAGUAAAUAAGUAGUAAUCGUCGAGGCUCGAAGGUUGAGGAUCCCCCCCCCGUGCCGUGACUAGGGAGGCCCUC
This is a messenger RNA of Amorphotheca resinae ATCC 22711, 576 nucleotides long. RefSeq lists its product as hypothetical. Lineage: Eukaryota; Fungi; Ascomycota; Leotiomycetes; Helotiales; Amorphothecaceae. The coding region runs from base 98 to 415 and encodes 105 amino acids. The record is from RefSeq and is a predicted model, not a curated record. The transcript has a single exon.